GCCCCCACAGAUUAAAGAGGAACAGGAGCUGUGGACCAGUCAGGAGGAGAUCUGCUCCAAGGACUGCAGUCUGAAACUGCAGAUUCUCUAGAUUUACCAAAGGAGUUUUAUGGUUUUAGCGUCAACAUGUCUAAAUUAAACAUGAUCAGAAUUUUUUUACGUGAGAGACUAACAAUGGCGGCGUUGGAGAUUUUCGAGGUCGUUGAAGUAAUGUUUGCUGAGUGCCAAGACGAAAUCUCUCGUUCCAAGGAGGAGAAUGCGCGGCUACAACGGCUGUUGGAUGUUGUCAGUCAACCUAAUAUCACGUUACACAGAACAGAUAUGCAGCAGUUCUCUCUCCCGGAGCCCCCACAGAUUAAAGAGGAACAGGAGCUGUGGACCAGUCAGGAGGAAGAGCAGCUCCAAGGAUUGCAGUCUGAAACUACAAACUCCAUCUUUACUUCUCUCUGUGUGAAACAUGAUUCUGUUCAGGAGAGUUCCUCUGAACGUUCACAUAUAAACCAGACUUUUAAAGUAGAGGACAGAGAAGGAGACUUUCUACCCACCAACACAACUGAGGAGCAAAUCAAAGCAGAGCCUCAGGUACAAGACUAUGCAGCACCAGAACCAGGCAGUGACUCUCAGCCUGUCUCUGUUGUAGCACCAGACUGUCCUGCAGCUCAGAGUUUGGAGGAGGAACAUGGAGGAGUGCUGCUUCUACAGAACAGAACACAGAACAAUGAGGCUCUUCCAGGGGACAAUAGACCACAGGGAAGUCACAGAGUAAAAACAAGACAUCAGUGUCAACAAUGUAACAAAACGUUUAGUCUGAAAUCCAGUUUGGUUCGUCAUAUGAGGAUGCACACACGAGAUAUACCCUAUCAAUAUCAACAUGGCAGCAAACAGUUUGCUCAUAAGUUAUGUCUGGUUGACCACGUGAAGACACACACAGGAGAGAAAUCAUAUCAGUGUCAGGAAUGUCGCAAAAGAUUUAGCUUGAAGAGUCAAUUGGUUGUGCACAUGAGGACACACACCGGAGAGAAACCAUUUCAGUGUCAGGAAUGUAACAAAAGAUUUAGCAUGAAAUGUACUUUGGUUCGUCAUAUGAGGAUGCACACAGGAAAAAAACCCAAUCAAUGUCAACAAUGUAGCCAACAGUUUGCUAGUAAUUUUUGUCUGGUUGACCAUAUGAGGAUACACACAGGAGAGAAGCCAUUACACUGUCAGGAAUGUUUCAAAAUAUUUAACUUUAAGAGUCAUUUGAUUAUGCACAUGAGGACACACACAGGAGAGAAACCUUAUCAGUGUCAGGAAUGUAACAAAAGAUUUAGCGUGAAAUGUACCUUGGUUCGUCACAUGAAGACACACACAGGAGAGAAACCAUAUCAGUGUCAGGAAUGUAAAAAAUGUUUUAGCCAAAAGUCUAGUCUAGUUACACAUAUGAUGACCCACAGGAUGUAAACCUUAGCAGUGUCAGGAAUGUAACUAACCUUUCAGUCACAAGUCUCAUUUGUUUCAACAUGUUCAUUCUUGUUUGAGAUAUCUUGUAAUAUUGGGUGUGCCUGCCUUUGGCAAGGCGCCACUAGGGAUGGCAAUCAUUCUAGUUUUAAUAGUAUUACUAUGUUACUGAUACUGCUUGUCAUCCAAUACUUGUACAAGUAUUGAUAAUUAAUUCAUUAUAAACUUUUGUAUUGUCAGGUAAGACCAUUCAAGUAUAAUAAUAUGCUGAACACAUGCUGUGCCCAGUAAGUAAAUGUACUAUGGAUACUAUCUGUGUAUGUGUGCCCCAGGGUAUAGAAGCCACUCUGUAACCUACACACUGCAUUCAUUCGACCACCAAAUGGUGUUGAUGGUUUAUUAAGUCCCGGGCUGGCUACUAAUAAAUCUGGUCAACUUUUCUCUGACUUUG
Hypomesus transpacificus is the source of this 1888-nucleotide messenger RNA. Its product is annotated as zinc finger protein 391-like. The record is from RefSeq and is a predicted model, not a curated record. Gene Ontology annotation, cellular component: nucleus. The transcript is spliced from 2 exons. Gene Ontology annotation, biological process: regulation of transcription by RNA polymerase II. Gene Ontology annotation, molecular function: RNA polymerase II cis-regulatory region sequence-specific DNA binding; DNA-binding transcription factor activity, RNA polymerase II-specific. NCBI's taxonomy places the organism in Eukaryota, Metazoa, Chordata, Actinopteri, Osmeriformes, Osmeridae. Bases 127 to 1440 code for a protein of 437 amino acids.